Molecule: messenger RNA, 882 nt
Organism: Rotaria sordida
Lineage: Eukaryota; Metazoa; Rotifera; Eurotatoria; Philodinida; Philodinidae
Source: the annotation of a GenBank genome assembly
AUGAAUUUUUGUGCAGCUAUAGCAGAAACUCAAUUAAAUAGUUCGGAAUUUGAUUGGCUACGAGCAUUGGUACCAUGGCAUCAUAAAGGCAAUUUAAGUGCUAUGGCUAUAUGGCCCGAUAUUAUUCUCAAUCCGAAUACGAAUCCUAUUGGCUAUGAAAAUUGGUUAUGGACUGCCGAAUUACAUUAUAUUCGUAUACCCGAUUGGAACUGUUCGUAUAUAUCUGAACGAGAUUGUCCACAAGAUCGAUGUAUUGAAGGUGCAUUAAAAAAUUAUACGAAGCGUAUCGUUGCUCCCUUAGGUGGAUUAAUUGACGAAACACAACGACAAGAGGCUCUAUUUUUUCUUCUUCAUUUUGUUGGUGACAUUCAUCAGCCAUUGCAUGCCGGAUUUAUUGGCGACAAAGGCGGUACUGCGCUCAAAGGCUAUUUCAUGGGCGCAACUCAACAGACUGAUUUUCAUUGGUUAUGGGAUGAUGAUAUUUUAAUGUAUCGUCUACAUAAACAUUUUUCAUCAAAUAUUGAGCAUUAUUUCAAUUAUCUUUAUUCACUUAUGAUCAAUCAAUCGUCUACCAUCGAUAUGAAUAGUGAUAAAGAUUAUAAAACAUGGAUUCGAGAAGAUAUUGAUAUUGUCUGUUCGCAACUCUAUACCGAUGAUAAUAAUCAAAAUAUCAGUGGUUCGUUCAAUUUGAAUCAACUCUAUUUCGAACGAAAUUAUCCAUUGAUCGAUAAACGAAUCGUUCAAGCCGGUCGCCGUCUUGGCAUACUUCUCAGAAGUUUGAAACCCGAACAACCUAACUCAUCAUGUAUUACACUUUGUUCCAGUACGAUUGCUAUCAUUAUCAUACUCAGUAUUCAAUUUAUAUUUGGUAUCGGUAUUUGA